This is a messenger RNA of Cylicocyclus nassatus, 1134 nucleotides long. NCBI's taxonomy places the organism in Eukaryota, Metazoa, Nematoda, Chromadorea, Rhabditida, Strongylidae. The record is from the annotation of a GenBank genome assembly.
AAAUUAUAAACUCUGUACUCGACAAGGAUGGUAGCUGAUGUAAACUCAUUUUUGACGGCUGAGACAGAUUUUGGACUCGACAUGCUUCGCAAAUUAUCUUUGAAUGAAUCCAACGUCGUUUCUCCUCUGUCCGUCAUAUUUGCUCUGAAUAUUGUACAACCAGGAGCCAAGGGAAAGACUAAAACUCAGAUUACUGAAGCAAUUUCGAAAGGAUCAACGGAUAACGACACAAUUGAAUACUAUUCCAAUCUUAUGCAACAGAUUUUGAACGCAACGAACGAUGUACAAAGCAAAAUUGCUAACGCAUUCUUUGUAAGGAAUGGUGUCGAGAUCAAAGACGAUUACGCCGAUAAAAUUACCAAAAAGUUUUGCGCAAAGCUCGAAUGUCGUGAUUUCAACCAAGCACAUGAAACGGCUAAGGUCAUAAAUGACUUCGUGAAUGAAAGUACAGCAGGGAAAAUCAAAGAGAUCGUCAAGGCUAAUGCUAUACAAGGCGCAAUUUCUAUCAUCAUCAAUGCCAUAUACUUCAAAGCGGAAUGGGAUGUCAAAUUUAGAAAUUGUUACAAUAGCACUGGCAAGUUCUAUAGCGCGCCAGACAGGGAACGCGAGGUGGAAUACAUGAGACAAUCAAAUACUCACAGGCUUUACGCAGAAGACGACGAUGCACAGGUGCUGUCUCUGCUCUACAAAGACAAGACAUACGCCUUCAACAUAAUUUUGCCCAAAAACAGGUUUGGCCUUGAGGAACUCGUCAAAAAUUGGAGUGGAGAAAGAGUACAAAAUCUAUUAACAAAAUUAAAGGACACGUUCAUUACGGUCGUCAUUCCAAAAAUGAAGAUUGAGACGGAUUUCGAGCUGAAAGAAGCGUUGCUCAACAUGGGCAUAGAGGAUAUGUUCAGUGAUGCUGCUGAUCUGAGCGGCAUUUCGAGCAUUCCUCUAAGAGUCUCAAGCGCAAUACACAAGGCACUUAUUGAGGUGGAUGAAGAAGGCACCACUGCCGCAGCCGUCACGGCUAUGAUGAUGUUUGGAGCAGCUCCAAGAACAGCCGAACCUGUGCAGUUCAUUGCUGACCAUCCAUUUUUGUUCAUUCUUACUAAAGAUAACAAUCCGCUAUUCAUGGGUGUUUUUGUAUAA